CAAGAUGGGUCACCAGCAGCUCUACUGGAGUCACCUGAGAAAAUUCGGCCAGGGUUCUCGCUCUUGCCAAGUCUGUUCAAACCGACACGGCCUGAUCCAGAAAUAUGGACUCAGCAUGUGCCGCCAGUGUUUCUGUCAGUAUGCCAAGGACAUAGGCUUCAUUAAGUUGGACUAAAUGAUCUUCCUUGAAUUGGCUGUGGAGAAAUCUACCGUAAAGCAG
Molecule: messenger RNA, 220 nt
Organism: Talpa occidentalis (Iberian mole)
Lineage: Eukaryota; Metazoa; Chordata; Mammalia; Eulipotyphla; Talpidae
Product: 40S ribosomal protein S29-like
Exons: 1
Coding region: 5-175 (56 amino acids)
Biological process (GO): translation
Cellular component (GO): ribosome; cytosolic small ribosomal subunit
Molecular function (GO): zinc ion binding; structural constituent of ribosome
Source: RefSeq, a predicted model, not a curated record